AUGGAGUCGCUACGGCGGCAGCUGGCCGAGACCCAGGGUGCCCUCACCGAGCGCGACAAAAAGUUCCGGCAAUUGAGCGUCGAGCAUAGAGAGGCUCUGCAGACGUGGGAGCUGGAGAGGGAGGCAUACGAGACCCGAGUCCGACAGCUCGAGGCGGAGAACCAGCGCCUUCGUCGCACACCCCCGAAUGCGAAGGCGAAUGCCGGCGGCGACACGAGACAACCCCGACCGCCAACCCGCCCGCAGACCCAGAGUGGAGCCAGGAGCCCGAGCGAGAGCCCGACGCGCAGGGCCAAAGAGAGAAAGGAGGUCCGCAGCGGAGGAUCUACACCCAUAGCAGCAGCAGGCAACGAGACGGUAACCAUCACCCGCUCACGCAUGCAAGAGAUCGAUUCGCAGUACCAGCAGGUCACCACCAAGCUGGCCGAGAAGACGAAGCUGUGCGAGGUGCUCCGCACCAAACUACAAGCGAACACCCUGAAGACUGUACCGGCAUUCGAGCUCACCGAUGAACAGGUUAUCACACGCUGGAACCUGCUCAGCGAGCGCAUCCGAAAACUGACCCUAGUGCGCCUCAAUGCCCAGAUCCCGGCCGACCUGGUGUCGGACAAGGCGCGCAAAGAGUUUAAUCAGCUCUCGCCGAACUGGAAGGCGUAUAUCAGCAGGCAAGCGCUGACAUGCUACUUGUUACGCGCGCUCAUCUGGCGGUACCUGAUGCGCUUCUUCGACGUCUUCUGCCGUGCAUGGGGCCGGGACAUCAGCAAUACCGUCGUGGAAGUCUCCGCGCUAUUCACGUCCAAAAUCUCAGAGGAUGAGCACAAGGACUGGCGCAUACACACGGCGGCCCUGAUCGACAAGAUCUACCACAUCAACCCCAGCAUCGUCGACGAGUACACCACGAAUGUCUUCGAGGCCAUCAACCCUUUUGCGGCCGGUACCGACACCGACGGGCUGAAGACAAGCGUUCGCGAGAUCGUGCAGAUGGCGGCGGAGCUCAGCGCGAAGUUUUCGCGGUCGCGGUUCGUGGUCCUCAUGUCGGAUGAGCCGGGAAGCGCCCUGACGCAGGGCUUUCCUUACAAGGAGGCGACUAUGGAGAUGCAAGGGAAGCUGGGCACGCAGGCGAUGGUCGACUUGAUGAUCACGCCGUGCCUGCUGAAAAAGGAAUACGACUACUCCGUUCUUGUGAAAGCGGAUGUGACAUGCUGA
This is a messenger RNA of Anthostomella pinea, 1206 nucleotides long. NCBI's taxonomy places the organism in Eukaryota, Fungi, Ascomycota, Sordariomycetes, Xylariales, Xylariaceae. The record is from the annotation of a GenBank genome assembly.